Molecule: messenger RNA, 360 nt
Organism: Acaulospora morrowiae
Lineage: Eukaryota; Fungi; Glomeromycota; Glomeromycetes; Diversisporales; Acaulosporaceae
Source: the annotation of a GenBank genome assembly
AUGCCUUUUACGGAAGAACAAAAAAAUGAUUACUACCAGGCUUUUAAAUUAUAUGAUCAUAAAGGUGAUGACACCAUUCAACCUGAAAUUUUAGGCGACUUGUUACGUGCCCUCGGGCAAAGUCCCACACAGGCUGAAGUAACGGAACUUGCCAAAUCCGCAGGAAGUAAAAUAACUUUCGAGAAAUUUAUUGAAAUCCUUGGUCGACCAAAUGGAUUUGCACCAGCCGGUACAUACGAAGAAUUUGUUGAAGGCUUUCAAGUUCUUGACAAGGACAGAACUGGUUAUAUUUCCGCAUCUGAAUUAAGAUAUGGUUUGUACUUUGUUUGCAUUGAAUCUCAUGAACCUCAUCCUUCAUAA